CCAAAUAAAGAGAUUUACAUCCAAAACCAGCAGAAAGAAGAGAAGAGGAUGGACGAAGAGGGUUGUUUUUUCUUACACACAGACCAGGCGAGUAUAAACCAAGUGUCUUAAACUCAGCCUGAACCUGCUGCUUCAGGAAAACAUGUUAACACCCGCUCUUCGUUAUAUUUUACCGAUGGCCAAUAGAUCCGGUGGUCUUCCUUUACUGAUGCUGAUCUUCAUAACCUGGAGGGACAGCAUGCGUUGCUGUGCAGUCACGGCGGAUCCCCCUGAGGAUCUAGCAAUAUUAGACCCUGGUCGUCUUGGACGUCUGGAGAUAACCUGGAGUCCUCCAAGCAGCCUAAUGAGCAUCACAACGUGCCUUCUGCAGUACCAGCUCGAGUACUUCAACACAUACAAGAACAGAUGGGAGACUCUCAGGACGCCUGGGAGGACCUACAGUGCUCAGUUUGACCUGUCCAAAGAUGUCCAAGUAAGAGUUUCCACCAUUCUGAAUGGAGAGUGCACCAACAACACAGUGAUCAAAAGCAAAGAAUACACUGAAGUGGUUAAGAAACCUCCCAGCACAGGAAUCUGGAAUACAGAAGCCAAAGAGUUCAUGUGUGUGUACCAUAAUAUGGAGAAUCUGGAGUGCACCUGGACACGCAGCCUGAAGACACCGGCCAGCUCACUGCAGAAUCUAUAUUUCUGGCAUAAAUCCCUGGAGCAGGCAGUGGAAUGCCCCAGCUACAUUUUGUCAGAUGGAGUGAGGACAGGCUGCAACUUCACAGGAAAACCUCUUCCUGAAUUCACUGACAUCUACUUCUGUGUAAACGGCUCCUCCUCUGAAGGACCCUUGAAGCAAGCAUUCUUCUCCAUGCAGAUCCAAAACCAGGUGAAGGCUUCAGCUCCAGGUAAGCUAUACCUGCAAACAAGUUCUGACAGGCAGCUGGAGUUUUACUGGACAAAUCCUGCUGGGAGACUUCAUGUGCACUGCCUCGAGUGGGAAGUGAGACACCAUCAUGUAGGAGCUGAUGGAAAAAUAUCUUUGAACCACAUUCACACCAAAACCCCCAGCCUGACACUGCUUUUCAGCGACAGCAGUGAGAGACACUGCUUCCAGGUUCGGUCCAGACUGAACUCAUAUUGUGUGGACAAAAGCUUUUGGAGCGAUUGGAGCCAUGAAACAUGCCAUCCAGUUUUGGAGAACGUAAAGGCCACACUGGAACCAGAACUGAAUUUCGUGUCUGUCUACAUCUACAUUGCUGUUGCCAUCAUUGCCACCCUGGUGGUGUUGCUGAGUGUUUGGGCAACAAUUAACAUGAGGAGAGCAGGACUAGAGAAGAAAGUGGACUCUCUGCUUCCCAAGCUGCUUACCAAACAUUUUACCCAGGGAGUUUCAAAGAUCUACAGCAGCAAGAAAAUCUGGACUGAUGUCAUCAUCUAAGAACAUUUCAGAAUUUUUCUUUUUCUUUUAUUGCUACUGUUGCACUUAUACUUAUUUUUCAGGGUGCCUGCACAGGUAUAUUGACUGCAACUACUGUGUGCAGUGUGUUAUUUACAAAAAUGUCUAACAUUUAACAGCUUCUAAAAGAACACUUACUUUCCUAUGUUAAACAAAACUGGAGAACUAUAUUAGAUGCAAAAUCAAGAGGUUUCGGUUGAUUGUUUAUGUUUCGCCACAGGUCUUGCUAGCUGAUUUUUUCAGCAGAGAUUACAUGGGCUGCAGUUACUUAACCAUGAUGUUUUACAGUUUGCCAGAUCUCUUGCCAGGUCAUUUACUUAACACUGGUUUCGAAGCUGUUUAUUAUUAUUAUUAUUGUUAUAUAUAUUUACAUUUUAUUUUAUCUUGAUAUUUACUUGUUUAACGUGGGCCUCAAUUCUUGCCAGUGAGCUGAUGAACCACCUACUUCUGUAUGUAACAAAAAAGAAAGGUGAUGUUCAAUUCGUCCAAAAUGUAUUUGUAUUGUUGUCUUGCACACUUGGAGCCAGUGAAGUUUUCAUUCAUCAUCCGAGUAUUUCUAAUGCAACUGAAAGUAUGAGUGUUUCAGUGUUUUAAUGCCACAAUUGUUGCCAUUUUUUACCAGGACUGUUACCGCAGCUUCUUUAUUCCAGCCAAAGCAAGCAUGCAUUGCGUGUUGAUUGUAGGAGUUAAAAUUCACCACACUCCCUCUGGCUAUUGUUUUCAUUAGAAAUUUUCAUUAAUUGUGUUUAAUGUGUUAUUUUAUAGCUCUAAUAACCAAGAAAUAUGAAUUGAAGUAUAGCUUUAAUGAAUGUUUGUCAUCCUAAUUGCUUUACAUGCAAGGUUUUGUGUAAUCAAAUUUGGUAUGGUGAAUUGCUCAUUUCUGUACUUAUCAAUUUUUUAAAUCAAUUUUUUAUCCAUGCUCCUAUACUACCUUUAAUGGAGAGACAGUUUAAGGAUGUAUUUUUUAUCAUGUUUGUUCAGAAUUUUGCUUUCACCGUCUUCUCCUUCGCAUUUUAUAAUGUGCAUGUUAGUCAUUCUCAUAAGAUGUGGAACAUAUUCGUUUUUUGGGAUAAAGAAAGCUAAAAAAAACAUAGGCAUUCUUUCUUCAGUUUGCAUACUGAUAGGCAUAAAAAUGAAAGAAUCAGACUUUAGAAUUGGUAGUAUAGAACAUAAUGUAAUUUUCAUCUGAUAAUAUUAAAGAAUUUGAACCUUCUUGAUACAUAAAUGUAUGUAUAUGUAAAUUGGAAGAAAGCAUUAUCUCUGCAACAAAUAUCUGUUUUUUUGCAGACUAGAAACGUUGUUUGUUUUUGUAAAUAGAAAAUGUGCUUUCACUGCAAAGUAGGAGAUUGUAGCACAUCUGAUUUCACACUGCUGCCGUGAAGCUACGAGAUUUGCAAAUAUUUCUUUUUCGUAACCCAUUUUUAAUAAAGUUUUAUGAGUAAACGAUAAA
This is a messenger RNA of Girardinichthys multiradiatus, 2894 nucleotides long. It is a transcript of the gene il13ra2, whose product is annotated as interleukin 13 receptor, alpha 2. Gene Ontology annotation, cellular component: external side of plasma membrane. Bases 143 to 1426 code for a protein of 427 amino acids. Gene Ontology annotation, biological process: cytokine-mediated signaling pathway. Gene Ontology annotation, molecular function: cytokine receptor activity; protein binding. The transcript is spliced from 10 exons. The record is from RefSeq and is a predicted model, not a curated record. NCBI's taxonomy places the organism in Eukaryota, Metazoa, Chordata, Actinopteri, Cyprinodontiformes, Goodeidae.